UUUCUUCUUUGCAGCCAGUAGCUUGACUGCAGUACGACACAUACUCAAUGAAGUGAUGGAAAAUACUGAAAUUUAUCAUAAGUUUUGGUUUGAGGAAGCCACAAAUUUGGCAACCAAACUUGAUAUCCAAAUGAAACUCCCUGGGAAAUUCUGCAGAGCUCAGCAAGGCAACUUGGAAUCUCAACUAAUUUCUGAGGAUUACCAUAAAGAAACCCUACGUAUUCCAACAGUAAAGGCUAUUAUUCAGAAACUUAAAGCUAUAUUCUCAGAACAGUACCUCAAACCUCUUAAAUGCUUAUCUCUGGUAUCCUCCGUCAUGGGACAGCUCAAGUUCAAUACACUGAAGGAAUUCCACGCUGACAUGCACAGAAGUGCCUUAGCCAAUCCCAACACGCUCCCAGCUGAGCCUCAUUGUGGAAGAGUCAAAUGGGAGCACACAGGGAAAGACAUACAGCUUCCAUCCACCAAUUACGAAGCCCUCCAUCUACCUGACAUCAAGUUUUUCCCUAAUGUGUAUGCGUUACUGAAGGUCCUAUGUAUUCUCCCUGUGAUGAAGAUUGAGAAUGAGCUCUAUAAAAAUGGAUGAAAGCAUCUCAAAACAUGCUUGAGGAACAAUAUGACAGACUAAAGGUCCAGUAACUUGGCUUUGGUCAACAUUAAAUGUUGAUAUAAAACACAAUCUGGAUUUAAUGUGGACA
Molecule: messenger RNA, 698 nt
Organism: Propithecus coquereli (Coquerel's sifaka)
Lineage: Eukaryota; Metazoa; Chordata; Mammalia; Primates; Indriidae
Product: 52 kDa repressor of the inhibitor of the protein kinase-like
Exons: 1
Coding region: 56-586 (176 amino acids)
Source: RefSeq, a predicted model, not a curated record